GUAGAGCAGCCAGUAAAUCCUAAUGAAGCUGGUCGAUGCCUCCAAGGUGCUGCAUUAGUUUCCGGCUGUGUGGCGAUACAGGAUGAACUGCAGCAGUGUCACACCUGCACUUUAGUUCUGUACUUUACAAAAACGUUUAUAAAGAUGGUGCGAAAGAUGGUGACAAUGAGGAGGAUCCUCCAUGUGAAGAGAGAUGUGCUGUGCACAAUACUGCUACUGACACUCUUCUGUCUACUGCUUUACGCCCACCAGGUUGUAGUCUCCUCUGGAUGGGACAAGCCACUGUGGAAGUUUGAGAUUCACAGCUCUACAAGUUCCAGCCGGACUCUGCUGGAAACCAACUGGGCUGAAGUGGGCCAACAGUCUCCAGAGUCUGUAGCCAACCCAUCACACCUACGCCUGUCCCCUUGCAAGCCUCAGUUCAAGUCUAAAGAAUCUCAGCCCAAGAACAAAUCUCAGGUGAAAUCCAAGUUGCGACGGAAGAAUGCUGUGUCACCCAAGGUCACGGGCAAGGCCCCUCCUACGAUGCCACCAUUUGAUUUCAAGGGUUAUCUGAGAGACAAGGACAACAGGAACUUCAAUCUGAUCAUUGACCAGCCAGAAAAGUGUCACAUGACAGGAGCAGCAGGCGAAGGAGAUCAUUUCAGUGCUCCCUACAUGCUAAUCGCAGUAAAAUCUGUUGCUGCUGAUUUUGAUAAACGUCAGGUAGUACGUCGGACAUGGGGCAAGGAGGAGCGUUCUCAAAGUGGCGUUUCCAUACGUACAGUUUUUCUUCUGGGUAUUCCCCGAAAUCAAACUGCUCUGCCUUUGUGGGAUCGGCUCUUGUCCUAUGAGAGUCAAACUUUUGGGGAUAUCUUGCUCUGGGAUUUUGAGGACACCUUUUUUAAUCUGACACUUAAAGAAACACAUUUUCUGAAAUGGAUCAACAAGAGCUGCCCUGAUGUCAAGUUCAUCUUUAAGGGUGAUGCUGACGUGUAUGUUAAUGUGGAAAACAUAUUAGAGAUGCUACAAGAUCAAAAGCCAGAUGAGGAUCUGUUUGUUGGUGAUAUUAUUAUCCAUGCCAAACCCAUUCGCCGGCGCAGUUCUAAGUAUUAUGUGCCAGAGUUUAUGUAUGGAGGAGGUUUGUACCCAAAUUACGCUGGUGGAGGAGGGUUUGUAAUGUCAGGAUACACAGCUCGGAGACUUAGCUCUGCCUGUCAACAGGUGGAGUUGUUUCCCAUUGACGAUGUCUUUCUGGGAAUGUGCCUUCAGGUUAUUGGUGUAAAACCGUCACGGCACCAGGGCUUUCGCACUUUUGGAAUUCCCCGACCGUCUUCAGCGCCUCAUCUUCAGACAUUUGAUCCCUGUUUCUACCGAGAACUCAUGGUUGUUCACAGUCUCAGUGUUCCCCAGAUCUGGCUGAUGUGGAACCUCCUGCAUGAUCCCAAACUGAGCUGCCGUAAACGAGCCAGUGCAACAGCAUGGCCAUUUAAGUGGAGGGGAACGAUGGGACAGAUGACAGAGAUGGAGAAGGACUAUAGUGAGAAGCAGGUCACGCAUUAGUCAUCUCCUGCACGUCCAAAUGGGAUCUGCCAGAGCCCUAAUAAAUACAAAAUGAGCAUAAUCGAGGAUCUGUGGCCAAUUUGAAAGGCUUCAGACAUAAGCACAGCUGAGUCAUAUGGGACUUGAUCCAAGUUGGAAAACUACAUUGGGGGAAAUUAAUUGGCAGAGAUCAAUUGUGCUUUAAAUUUUUCAGACAGGAAGGAAGGAAGUUCUGUUUUUAGCAUCAGAGCUUCUCUGUUUCUACAUUGUUAACAACUAAGGUGCACAAUUUUGUUUGGCAAAGAUUUUUUAAUGAAUUGAAUAUCUAGAUUUUUUAAAGUAUUUUUUUACGUCAUUGGUUUUGAUUAUGUACACAAAUAUUUCACAUUAGAAGGGACAAUAUAUUUAAAUGUGGUUAGCUGGUAUAACCCCAUCCAUCUAAGGUCAUCAGAAUGUUAAGAUUUUGUCUUUUGUUUGGGUCAGUGGCAGCUAAGACCAGACAAGACUGGGUUGAUGGAAAAGACAGCAGUGAUGUUUAGUAUUUUUCUCAUGUGCUGAUGUGAAUAAAUAGCAGAGAUUCUCCUCUCUUCCUAAUGCUGGACAUAAGUACAAACGGAUGGACACAUUAUCUGUUCCCUCCAGUAACAACAAAAGGAGUCUAAAUAGAAACCAGCUGCACGGGAACCAUAUCACGCAGCAACAAAACAAAACAUUAGGUUUUACUUUAGUAAAAUAAUUCCAAUUCUUCGUCCUAAUUUGUUUUCAUAAGGUGUUUAAUGUCAGAAAGACCUUGUUUGUGUCUCUAAUGUGCUUUGUACUUGUGACCCCUUUUAAGUUUUGCCACCAGUACAACUCUGUCUGUUCUGAAGUCAAGAGGUUCAAGGUUGAAAUAAAAACCUCCUGAUCUCUUUCACAUC
Molecule: messenger RNA, 2438 nt
Organism: Betta splendens (Siamese fighting fish)
Lineage: Eukaryota; Metazoa; Chordata; Actinopteri; Anabantiformes; Osphronemidae
Gene: b3gnt9
Product: UDP-GlcNAc:betaGal beta-1,3-N-acetylglucosaminyltransferase 9
Exons: 6
Coding region: 145-1542 (465 amino acids)
Cellular component (GO): membrane
Molecular function (GO): hexosyltransferase activity
Source: RefSeq, a predicted model, not a curated record